This is a messenger RNA of Lycium barbarum (goji berry), 567 nucleotides long. RefSeq lists its product as uncharacterized. Gene Ontology annotation, molecular function: nucleic acid binding. The transcript has a single exon. The record is from RefSeq and is a predicted model, not a curated record. The coding region runs from base 1 to 567 and encodes 188 amino acids. NCBI's taxonomy places the organism in Eukaryota, Viridiplantae, Streptophyta, Magnoliopsida, Solanales, Solanaceae. Gene Ontology annotation, biological process: DNA integration.
AUGUCAGAUCCACGAAGACCUGAUCAAGGUUCCUCCAAUAAAGCUACACUCAAUGAGCUCACCUUGGCCGUUCGUGGCAUGGGGAUGGACGUCAUCGGACCCAUCGAGCCACCGGCAUCCAACGGAUAUCGUUUCAUUCUAGUCGCCAUCGACUAUUUCAUUAAAUGGGUAGAAGCCACCUCUCACAAGUCAGUAACCAAAAAGGUCAUGGCAGACUUUGUGAAGAACAACUUCAUAUGCCCUUUCGGUGUGCCAGAGUCCAUCAUUACGGAUAAUGGAGCUAAUCUGAAUAGUGAUCUAAUGAAAGACAUUUGCGAACAAUUCAAGAUAACUUAUCGGAACUCUACUGCCUAUCAGCCACAGAUGAAUGGAGCCGUAGAGGCUGCCAACAAGAACAUCAAGAGAAUCCUUCGGAAAAUGAUUGACAACUACAAAAAUUGGCAUGAGCAGUUGCUUUACACUUUGUUGGGAUACAAAACUACAACUCGAACAUCUACCGGAGCAACUCCAUACUUGCUUGUUUACGGUACCAAAGCAGUUAUACCCACAGAGGUGGAAAUUCCCUAG